AGGAAGGAAAUACUUUCAGGGAACAGGAAGAGGCCAGUUGGAAUCACUCCUCAUCAGACGAGAUGGGACCGCUACUGAGCACUCUCUCUGUGGAGGACUGGAGAAUUCUUCCUACUCCCAAUGCACUUUGUGGCUAUGAAAGAUCCCAUUUCAUAAUGAAAGGAAGGAAGACACGGCAAACCGUGAGAGGCAAAAUCAAGAAGCAAAGGGAAAUUAAAUAAAUAACAUUGUUGUGAUCAUAAGGAUGUAACAAGGAUUUUAUAUAUCUCUAUAGAUAUACCAGGACACAGGGCCCUGUUGGAGAGCAUGACAGAGAGCAAGAGCGAUAGGAGAAGAGGGGGAUGAAAUGAGCUAGAGGGAAAUAUAUUUAAGAAAGAGAUGAGAUACAACCAUGGUCAAUCAUAGAAGAGAAAGAGGGCGAGCGGCCAUGCCAUGGCCAAAGUGAGACUGAGGGAGUGAGAGGCUGUCUAAAUGGGGGGGAAAAAGAAAACCAUUGUCAAACAAAACAAGAGAAAGUGGGCCCUUGACCAGAGGGAGAGUCUGUGUGUCUGAAUGGAAUGGCGGUCAUCGGUUUCCCACAGAUAAGUGCUCUUUGUUGGUGGCAGACGCCUAUCAGCGGGCCAUCAGCAGCCGGCCUGUCUCUGUCUGUGUCUCUGACUUGUGUGUGUGUGUGUCAGUGUGUAGCGAUCUACUGCCUGACUGUGUGAUUUGAGUUAUACCCUGACCUCUCUGUAAUCCCCAAGAGCCUCAGUGUCUGCUACUGCCUCAUCUCCUCCCUCCCCACAUGCACACACACACAGUGAUAGAUAGACGCCAUAUCGGAUGUGGACUGACUAGUCAUGUCCACAACUGGGACAGAUCGUCCCCUCAACUGCAUGAGCACAGAUUAGAGACUGCCUGGGGUGUCCACACUGGAACAAAGUUUGUAAUGUGGCAGAAACGGCCAACAUGCCUUGGAGGCCUGGGCAGGCAGACGGGUUUGGUCAAGGCCCUCAAUCGAAUUGUUGUGAUCACAUGUGUGACUCGGCGACGUGGUGAAUCUGAAUGAAUGUGUGAGAGCUGUGGAAUCCUGACUGUCACAAUGUUCCCUUCAUCUCUGCUCUCUAGAUGGGAUGGGGCCUGGAUGGAUGGACAGACAGACUCGCUGGUUUGUUUCCCCUCUUCAAGGUGGGUUGUGGAGUGUGUUCGCGCUGGGUGGAGCCGGCAGUAAGCCAGGAUUGGAACAGGAACAGAACCCUCUGCCACUGUCCAAUCAGAGCCUGUUAUUGCUUCUGGUGCUAGCCAAUCUGACAGAUGGACCCAACAACUGUCCCAACCCCUACAGACAGGCUGUCACAUGCUUCAAAAACACACAAGACAUGUCAUCCAUCCCUACAGAGCAGCACCAUAUGUUCCAGAUUAACUUCAACAGCCUUUACACAGCUCUGUGUGAGCAGCAGAGAUCUGACCAGGCUACACUGAUACUCUACACACUACUACAUCAGAACACCAACAUGAGGACAUACAUGCUGUCACGCACAGACAUGGAGAACCUGGUGAUGCCCAUCCUCAAGAUCCUGUAUCAUGUGGAAGACAGGAACUCUCAUCACGUCUACAUGGCCCUCAUCAUCCUCCUCAUCCUCACUGAGGAAGAUACCUUCAAUAGGUCCAUACAUGAGGUGGUAUUAAAAAACAUAACUUGGUAUUCAGAGCGUUCAUUAACAGAAAUCUCCCUGGGUAGUCUACUCAUCCUAGUGGUCAUACGCACCAUCCAGUUCAAUAUGACACGGACCAGGGAUAAGUACCUGCACACCAACUGCCUGGCUGCCCUGGCCAAUAUGUCUGCCCAGUUCCGCUGCCUACACCAGUAUGCAGCCCAGCGCAUCAUCAGCCUGUUUGCACUGCUGUCCAAGAAGCACAACAAGAUUUUGGAGCAGGCUACCCAGUCUCUACGGGGCCUGCGGCGGGCAGACUACGCCCAGGACCUGAAUGUGAUUGAGGAGGUGAUCAGGAUGAUGCUGGAGAUCAUCAACUCGUGUCUGUCGAACUCUCUACACCACAACCCCAACCUGGUCUACGCCCUGCUCUACAAGAGAGAGCUCUUUGAACAGUUCAGAACACACCCAUCCUUCCAGGACAUCAUGCAGAACCUCGACACAGUGAUAGGUUUCUUCAGCCAGCGUCUUGAGGCAGCAGGGACAGACUUGUCAGUAGAGAGGGUUCAGGAGGUCAUCAUGAAGGGAGCACAGGCCCUGCCCAAAGACCGCUUCAAGAAGUUCCCAGAGCUGAAGUUUAGAUACGUGGAGGAGGACCAGCCCGAAGAUUUCUUCAUCCCUUACGUGUGGUCCCUGGUUUUCAACUCUGGAGUAGGCCUUAACUGGAGCCCUACAGGCAUAGAACUCUUCAGCAUGGACUUUGGCUGAUUGUGAGAGUUCACGUCUGUCUAGCUAUGGGCCAAUCCAAACUUCCACUUUAGUCAAAUGUUCACUUAGUCAUGCAUCGAUGUAAAUGGGAGAUGUUACCUUAGUGGAAGUUAGGAUUCGCCCGUGUGUGUGUGUGUGCGCGCGCACUGCUUUGGAAGUGCCUCUACAGACAGAUCCCUGGGUUACUAUGGGAUGUUAGACAGGAGGACAUUGAAUAUACUGGUCUUCCUUUCUGCUCCUAUUCGUUCAUAUCAGACAAACCUUUCCUCUGUGCUUCCACGUAGCCUGGUUAGUCCAGACUGAACACUGAGCUCACCAUUGUGAGUCAUAAUUCAGUCUGGUACAACCAGGCUAGCUUCCACAUGGUUCAGCUCCACAACCAGACCUCAACAGCAGCACUGAAUACUAAGGAUGGUACUCUUAACAGAGACUGUUUGUUUUCUCCAUUAUUGGGAGUUUGGUGCAUUUUCUGUCCUCAGUCUUUCUCAGGUUUUCUCUGGUUUUGCCUCACUUCAAAUUCACCCUUGGUUCUUUUGGGUUUGCUUAAAUCUUUCUCUUGUUUAUGAAGUAAAGUAGUUAUGGUUCAAAGAAAUUUAAAAAAUCAGAGUAUUCAUAGUAUUCAACUGUCAGAGUAUUCAGAGCAGGUCACCUGGGAUCCUAGGUUGAGGACUGGACAGUUGAUAACAGUUAACUAUUGGUGAUGACCUAGAGGUGUCAAUACGAUACUUGUCGCUGUAGCCUAGUCCCAGAACUUGUCACAUACAGAAUCUGGGACCAGGCUUUUGUGACUGUCUUAAGUCAUGUCUUUACCACAGUAAUUAUUUAUUAUCAGUAGUUUAGUAAAACAGGGGGUCCUUAUUUUCAAUGUUAUUUUGUGCACAAUCAUGUUUGUUUGUUUAUUUGCUUGUUUUAUAGGAUAUGUUUUUUAAAUGAUUGUAUUUAUGUAUGGAUUUUGAUAUUUGCCCCCACCAAAACAUAAACGACAAUCAACAGCAACAACAGUAGCAAAAUGAGAUCCUUAAUAUCCUUGUAAAGGAACAUCAGCAAAUCAUUUUAUUCCUGGUAGUUACGUAUUUGUCUUAAUGUCAAUAUAGAACAACAACAACUGACAAAGUUUAAUUUAGAAAGCAUAAUUAUUAAAAAUAUAAAAAUAACUAUAUACUGUAUAGGCUGUCACAUGUUUAUUUAGCCUUGUAAAUGUUCCAGGAUGCGUCGAAAUUGGUACCCUAUUCCCUAUAUAGUGCACUACUUCUUCCUGAAGUGUGCACUUGUCCACUACUUCCCACACAUUUAAAUCCAUUGAAGGGAGGUGAACAAGUGCUCACUUUGGGGAAAAAGGAGAGAUUAUUCGGAUGUACCCAAAGAUGUAUUCUCUCCUUGCAUUCAGUAACGAGAGUAUUCUCUAUAGUGAGUGCGUGAAGUUUGAGAAGCACCUCUUUUUUUAAACUUUUUAAAAUCAUUUAUUUGUUGUACUUAUACCCCUUUUUCUCUUCAAUUUCGUGAUAUCCAAUUGGUAGGCCCUUGAGAAGCACUCUUGAAAGCAUUUUAUUUCAUUGGGGUUGUUAUGACCGCUGUUUUCCUCUGAAAAAUAAGAAGAAUGUAUUAAAACCAGAAUCUUGCUG
Messenger RNA from Oncorhynchus gorbuscha (pink salmon), 4024 nucleotides. RefSeq names its product dymeclin-like. Bases 1113 to 2402 code for a protein of 429 amino acids. The record is from RefSeq and is a predicted model, not a curated record. Gene Ontology annotation, biological process: Golgi organization. NCBI's taxonomy places the organism in Eukaryota, Metazoa, Chordata, Actinopteri, Salmoniformes, Salmonidae. The transcript has 10 exons. Gene Ontology annotation, cellular component: Golgi apparatus.